AUGAUCUGCAGGGAUACGUUUGGCGGCGGCAGUCCCGCGGGCCCAUCACCAGGCCGGCGCGAAUACGAAAUUAUAUGCGCCCAGCUGGAGAACAUCUUGAGUGAGGCCUGCAGUGAGCCCCCCUCCAGCGAGCAUUGUGUGUUCAUCGAAAAGCGUAUUACUGAGCUCCAGGGCGCCCUUGAGGAGGCGGAGCACUGCAUUCGUGAGAAGCAGCGUCUUGCGAGGGAGGGACGGGAGAAGCGGCUUGCCGAUCUUCAGCUGCGUCGGCUGCAACUCUACGAGGAGAAGAUGGCUCAACUCAGGAAGGAGUUUGAGCGGCGACAAAAACUUGUCCUUGGACAGAUGGAGGAAAAACGUUUUUACUACAACCAAAGAAACGAAAUUGUGGGUGAGCGAAUAAAGUCGUACAAGAACUCCGCCCUGAAUGCACAGGCGGUGCUGGUUGAGAAGGCGGAGGCAGAACGCGAGAAGCGGGAGAAACGUCUAGCCCGCCUAAAAGAAGAGCGGGCACGCAGCAUCCAGAAACACAAAGAAAAGGCGCGGCUGCGUAUGGAGCACUCCCGCGAAGUUGUGAAGUACCGGAAGCAGGAGGAAGAGGCCGCAAGGCGUGAAAAAAGACUUGCGUAUAUGCGUCACGAGGAGGAGAUUGCAAAGCUACAGAUGGAGGCUGACGUGCCAUGGCAGCGAGAGAGCGGCACGCGCAACUUUGUGCGGUGUCUUUCUCACAACAGAAGCGCCACGGACGAUGGCGUCAGCAAGGCGACAACGCGGUACAAACCCCAUGAGGCGCUUGUGAAGGAGUUGAAGGAGAAGGAAGAGCGGCAGAAGGCGCGGUACGAAGAGGAGAAGGCUGCCCGAUUAUACGAAAUACAGCUUCGAGCCCACACACGCAAAAAUCGCAUUGAAAGACAGCGAGAAAAUUAUAUGGCUCUACUUGAUAAGCGAGUUCAGCGCAACGAAGAUAUCAUAAAGAUGGCACGUGAAAAAAGACGACGCGGUGAAGCUGCGAAGAGUAUUCGUGAGGCUCGAGGUCAAGGGGUGGGUGAAUCUGUUACGCGUGAUUUAGAAGAGCACCGUAAGCGAGCAGAGGACCUCGAGCUCCAGCGCCGCCAGGAGGCUCUGGUCAAAAACUAUUGUAGAUGGAACGAUCGGGCAAAUCGCGUCAUUAUGCAACUACAAAACGCCAUCCAAGCGGAUGAUAAAAUACGGCCUCUGAGGAAUCGAAAAGAAUUGUUUCUGCCAAGGAUACCCUUCGUUCACGGCCUAUGA
Trypanosoma rangeli is the source of this 1269-nucleotide messenger RNA. RefSeq names its product glycoprotein 96-92. Bases 1 to 1269 code for a protein of 422 amino acids. The record is from RefSeq and is a predicted model, not a curated record. Lineage: Eukaryota; Euglenozoa; Kinetoplastea; Trypanosomatida; Trypanosomatidae. The transcript has a single exon.